Messenger RNA from Clarias gariepinus (North African catfish), 3041 nucleotides. RefSeq names its product fibrinogen-like protein 1. The record is from RefSeq and is a predicted model, not a curated record. The transcript is spliced from 6 exons. Bases 835 to 2091 code for a protein of 418 amino acids. NCBI's taxonomy places the organism in Eukaryota, Metazoa, Chordata, Actinopteri, Siluriformes, Clariidae.
AAAUAUCUGUAAAUAAAUAUAAACUGUAAAAAAAAAAAAAUAAGAUAAGUAAAAAAAAGGGAAAUGGCUGGACGUAUAUACUAAUGAGUUAAACAUGUAGAGUUGUGCAGUACAUCGGUAUGUACAGUAGUUAGCAGCAUUAGAGUUAUUGUAAGUUAUGCGCUGUUACAGGAAAAUAUUGCUGUAUAACUGCAGGUUGUAAUAGAAACUUUUUUUUCCCAUCACACAAUAUAAAUGUUGAUUAUUUUUUCAUAACUGCACAUCCCCAAGUGUUUAGAUCCUCAGUUCAUGCAUAUGUAUCACUGAUCAGCCAUAACAUUAUGACCACCUGCCUAAUAUUGAGUACCACCCUUGGGUCACAUUUGGUACAGCCCACAAGAGCUGCAGUUUUGGAGUCGCUCUGACCCACAAUAUAUAUCUAGCCACCACAAUUUGGUCCUUGUCACAGUAGAAACAUUUUCGAUAUCUAGUUACAGUGGUGGAGGGAAGUGGGUGGGAUAUACAGAAUUAGGCAACAAGUGAACCUUUUUUCCUGAAGUUGAUGUGUUGGAAGCAGGGAAAAUGGGCAAGCGUAAGGAUUUGAGUGACUUUGACAAGAGGACCAGAUUGUUAAAGGUGUGAAAAAAAAAACACUGUUUCGGUGGCAAAAAGGUGGACCCACUCACCCUACUCCUCAUCCCCUAUUUUAUUCCCCCCGGUUUGUAGACAACAAAUCUAAUGAGAAGAACGAUGAUGGAUGUCCAGGCUCUCCAGAAGAGCUCUUCACUUUGACUUAGUUUCUGAGAUUGAAGGUUAAUCAUGGACAUCAUGCUGCUCUGAGACCGAGUCGUCCAGAUGGAGCCCGGGACUCUCCUGACCCUCCUGGUGGUUGUUUUGGGCGGCGGCGGGGCGAGCGAGGACGACCAGGUCAGCGUGUCUCAGUGCGGCGAGUACAGUAACCAGGUGAUGAAGGACGGCACGUGCAGACUGGUCGCCACGCUGCCCCAGCUGGAUGACCAGCGCUGCCCCGACAUGUUCCGCUGCACGGACGAGGUCUCCUACUGGCUGCACGAGAACGAAGAGCGCAAGCAGCAGAUCCUGGCACUGCACGAGACCAUCUCUGAGCUGCAGGAGGAGCUGCGCAACCAUCGGCACAGAGUAAAAGUCCUCGAGCUGCAGAGUGAAGAAAAGUCUCGGCUGAACUCGUCCCAGGAGCAGCGCCUCCGUGAUCUGGAGACUCAGUACGCCGAGGCCACCACGCUGCUCCACGUCCAGGCCUCGCUCGUCUCUGACCUGCAGGCUCAGAUCCACAACCUCUCCAUGCUGGUGGAGAAAGUGCGCCGAAACCCCGGGUGUAUGAUCAACAUCAUCCGUACCAGCCCGCUGCUGAGCUCCCAGCACACCCUGCACCCCGAGAUGCAGCAUAUCAGAAACUGCCCCAUCGACUGUGCCUCCAUCUAUUACAACGGCGUGCGCCGGUCCGGCAUCUACACCGUGGUGCCCUCGCUAGGAGCCAUGCCUGUGGAGGUCUACUGCGACAUGGACACGGACGGUGGCGGAUGGACCGUGAUUCAGCGUCGGCAGGACGGCUCGGUGAAAUUCGACCGCGGCUGGAAGGAGUACAAGGACGGUUUCGGGGACCUGCGCACCGAGUACUGGCUCGGGAAUCGGCACAUCCAUGACCUGUCCACUCAGGGAGAUUACGCACUGCGCAUCGACAUGGAGGACUGGAGCGGCAAACGCAAACACGCUCUUUACCAGAGCUUCAGGAUUGAGGACGAGGCGGCCCAGUACAGGCUUCACGUCUCCGGCUUUAGCGGUACGGUUGAGGACUCGUUCAGCUGGUAUCACGACAAGCAGGACUUCAGCACUCCUGACACGGGGAACAUCUGCGCCGAGAUCUCACACGCCGGCUGGUGGUACAACCAGUGUUUCUACGCCAACCUGAACGGCGUCUACCACAAGGGCGGGCGUUACUCCGCGAAAAGCAAAAACACGCUGGGACCCAACGGCAUCGUCUGGUUCACCUGGAAGGAUACGGACUAUUACUCUUUACGUAAGGCCGCCAUGAUGAUCCGGCCGCGCACCUUCAGACCGCACCUGUCCCCCUGAGGGGACGCCCAGCCUGCUGCCGCUGGCCAAUCAGAGCUCACCACAGACAACGCUGAAAGACUGAAUAGUGAUGUCACUUCCUGCGUAGUGAAUUUUUUCCUUUUAAAAAGUGACUGCUUUGGUUCCUGUUAUGCAUCAUACAGAUCAACAAAGAACUGUUGCUUUCAUGCCUUGAAUAAUAAUUUAGGGAUGAUAUACUUUUACAUUUGUUACUUUAAUACAUCACACAUUUUCAUAAUCAUCGGAGUACUGAGGAGAGAGCAGAAGCACUUUGAGCAAGAACACGCAUCUCAUAACGUUCUGUCGUCUUAAACAACAAACCGUCGUCUUAAUAAUCGCUUCGAAUUCGUUCCGAAUCACAUGCUCUUUUAUUUACAGCUACAACACUAACUAGCUCUUAGCACAAGGCUGAAUCCCAAAUCCCUCUCUAACCUCUGAUUAAGGGCACUACUUAGGGUGUGGAACAAGGGAUUGUACACCCUACUAGCUCUAACACGAACUUUCCAUUUAAUGCUUUUAAGGAUUCAAUCUUGGACGUUUCCCGGAGUUGAUGUUCUAAAUUAGAAGUGAAAUAUAAAGAGACACUUGUGAGACUUACAGGACCUUCAUGGUUUAUUCUCCUCCCCGCUUGGCUACUGAGUACCUGGUACGGCACUCGUGCUAUUUCUAUAUCUCUUGUAUGAUUAUGCUUAAUUCUAUACAUAGUAACAAAAGAUAAAAGUAAUUUCAGUUUUUCCUCUUUAGGUAAAACACACCUGACCAUCAUCAAGUGUAAACUGGAAAAACAAACAAACAGAAAUCCUUAAUUUUUACCAUUUUCGUUUACAUUAAACAGAUACCGCUGUCCAUUUUGUAAUACUCUUAAAUGUGUAUCAUCACUGUUAAAUAUUUAGAAAUAUUUCUUCGAAGUCUACACAUUUUAUCUGAAACAACCUCGGAACACGUGGCAG